Syzygium oleosum is the source of this 1262-nucleotide messenger RNA. RefSeq lists its product as uncharacterized. The transcript is spliced from 9 exons. The record is from RefSeq and is a predicted model, not a curated record. Lineage: Eukaryota; Viridiplantae; Streptophyta; Magnoliopsida; Myrtales; Myrtaceae. The coding region runs from base 60 to 1076 and encodes 338 amino acids.
AAAGAAAACAGAAAAGUUUUUCAGACAGCAAGCGUGCGGAGCACAGAAAACGACGAGCCAUGCCAGCAAAGGACGCGACCGCGCCGCCGACCUUCGAUCUCCCCGACGACGUGUUACGCGUCCUGCCCUCCGAUCCCUUCGACCAGCUCGACGUGGCCCGCAAGAUCACCUCCCUCGCCCUCUCCGCCCGCGUCUCCGAGCUCGAAUCCGAGUCGUCCGCCCUCCGCGCCGACCUCGCCGCCCGCGACCGCCUCGCCGCCGACCUCCGGUCCCAGAUCGAGUCCCUCGACGCCUCCCUCGCCCACGCCGCCGAUCGGCUCGCCCGAGCCGACCGCGAGAAGGAGGAGUUGCUGAGAGAGAACGCUUCGCUGUCGGAGACUGUGAAGCAGCUGAAUAGAGAUGUUGCGAAGUUGGAGGUAUUCCGGAGGACGCUUAUGCAGUCCCUUCGAGAGGAUGAUGAAAGCUUUGCAGGAACACCGCAAAUCAUUGCCAGGCCAACGCUAAGUGAAGAUGAUGGCUCCCUGCCUCCUUCAAGAUCAUCGUCGGUUCAGAGCCGGUUAUCAGAAAUGGGAAACUCAUCAGUAGAGGAUCCUGAAACAGAAGACUCGAGACCAGGGAUAUCGCAUGGCCUGAUAUUCAGUUCGCAAACUAGCACUCCUCGGCUCACUCCUCUUGGAUCUCCGCUAAGUUUAUCACUAUCUGGAUCUCCUUCAAGAGUUUCUAAGGCAGUGUCUCCAAGACGGCAGUCCAUGUCAUUUGCAACUCCACGAGACAAGUUUGAUGACAGGUCCUCCGCGUGCUCUUCGUUGCCCUCAAUCAGCCAUGGUUCUGUAGCAGGCUUCGAGACAGGAUCUCAAACAGGAAUAACUCGAGUCGACGGGAAAGAGUUCCUACGGCAAGUGAGGACCCGAUUACCAUAUGAGCAGUUUGCUGCUUUUUUGACAAAUGUUAAGGAAUUGAAUUCUCACAAGCAAUCAAAAGAAGAGACUCUACGGAAUGCUGCAGAGAUCUUUGGUUCAGAUAAUAAGGAUCUCUAUGAUUUAUUCGAGAGAUUCUUGACUCGCCAUUCUGGUUAACUACAUCAACCGGCGAACAAAUGCCUUAAUGAUGCGGUACUGUCUGUAAAAAAUAAUUUUCAUCACUUUAAUUGUACAAGUCGAAUAAAUUUAAACUCGUCAUGGUCGGAGAGACGAGGUUUUGGUCCUGCAUUGACAUUGGUUUGGAUUCAACCAACCAUCCUCAUUUGGGGUGAAUUGUGCUUU